Messenger RNA from Podospora pseudopauciseta, 744 nucleotides. RefSeq lists its product as uncharacterized. The record is from RefSeq and is a predicted model, not a curated record. Bases 1 to 744 code for a protein of 247 amino acids. The transcript has a single exon. Lineage: Eukaryota; Fungi; Ascomycota; Sordariomycetes; Sordariales; Podosporaceae.
AUGUUUAGACAAUGCUACGAGAUUUGGCCUGGUGACGCACCAGCGGGCGCCGAGGUUCGUGAGGCCGCACAAAUCCUCGUUGUAUGUCAGCCAGCGCUUGGGAGCGGGACAACGCCGCCGAGUGUCCUCCGCUCCUUACCAAAGGUCCUCGCGCUCCCGAACGACCACAUCCCGAGGUUCGCGAACAAGACGAGGCUCUCGACGCUGAUGCCACGGAUGAAGAAAAUUACGACGACGUUGCUGGCCCUUCCAAUCAUCAACCACAACCGUCGUCAAGCAAGAGGGGUAGGGCUGAACAGCGAGCGCAGCGGCUACAGAGAGAUGGCGUGCUCCAGACCGGCGAUGCUCGUUGCGAGACGUGCAAAGCGCACGAGAGUAGCUCUAAACCAAGGCCAAAAAGUCGUAAAAGCGGCUUUCAAUGCCGUAUACUGGAGGGAGAAUCCCGCGCUUGUGCUCGCUGCGUUGCUGGGCGGGAAAGAUGCAGUUUGGUCGGACGUAAACGACACCAAGAGGCCGAGCAACUCCAAACAUCUAAGCGACGCAAGAAAUGAGCCCCCUCUGACACUCGGCACCCACCUACAACAUAUGUACACCUUCACCUCGUCUUACGAAGCCUCCUCUCAUUCACCUUGGCACUUGUCGACAACCAUUUGGGCAUUUACUGACCGUGACCUUCAAGACCCGUCAAUUACACAUAGAGACUCCCCCUUACCGGGACGGACCCACCUAAUAUCUGGGGCUUGA